UUUUCUUUCUUUUUCUGCUGCAGUGUCUUAUUCUCCCUCCACCAUCUUCAUCACCAACAUCCUCUUCUCCCUCCUGUCUCUAUCUGUCUGUCUGUCUGUCUGGGUCUCCCCCCCUUCCUCCUCCCUCCCUCCAGUGAAGGCACGGCCAGAUACACGGUGACAAAAGAGAGAGAGAGAACGCGCGAGAGAGAGAGAGCGAGAGAGAGCGAGAGAGAGAGAGAGAGUGUGUGUGUGACAGAGAGAGGUAGAGAGGGAGGCUGCAGACUUUCCGAGCAGAGGAGGAAAAGGGAGAGGAGGAAGAAGAGAAACUGUAGAGGAGUCUCCAUCUUCGCCAUUCCAAUCAUGACUCUGGAAGACGGCUUCUGAAUUCCUGUUCGGUAUAAAGACUCUUCAGCUACAGGACCAGUGCCACACCGAGCCCCGACCAGAUGGAGGUGAAUGCAGUUAAAAAACGCCAUCGCACACGAUCCAAAGGAGUCAGAGCCACCGUGGAAGCAGUGACACAGGAGUUAUUCAGCUGUCCCACUCCAGGCUGUGAUGGCAGCGGUCACGUCAGCGGGAAGUACGCCAGACACCGCAGCGUCUACGGCUGCCCACUGGCCAAGAAGAGGAAGGCUCUGGAAAAACAACCACUGGAGCCGGCUGCCAAGAGGAGGCCCUUCCUCACCUCCUGCACGGGGGAGGAGGAAGAGGAGGAGGAGGAGGAGGACGCCGGCGCCUACACCAUCUAUGAGAAUGAAACCAUGGAAGAAGGAAAGGAGCAAGGGGAGGUAGUGGAGGAGGAUGACGAGGAGGAGAGAGAAGGAGACGAAGACGGCGAUGUGGAGGACGAGUUCUCGGAGGACAACGAGGAGCAGGGAGAGGAGGAAGAGGAGGAGGAGGAAGAAGAGGAUGUAGAGGUGGAGAAGGCAGAUACCACAAUGGGAGGAAGGCAGGCAGAGGAGGAAGAGGAGGAUGAGGAGGAGGGGGUGUAUGAGGAUGAGGACGAAGUGGAAGAUGGGGAUGAUGAGGAGGAGCAGGAUGAUGAGGGAGAGGAAGACGAGGAAGAGGAAGAGGAGGAGCAGAAUCGUCAGCAUGUAGAAAAUCACUACAAACUCAGUGGACAAGCUCAUUCGAAGCUCAUUCCCAUUCAGAAGGACGACAACAACAAUAAUAGCUGCACCAUCAGCGCCGGUAACGGCACCGGGGAGGAUUACGAGAACUACGACGAGCUGGUUGCCAAGUCGCUGCUCAACCUGGGUAAGAUCGCAGAGGACGCAGCCUACCAGGCCAUGACCGAGUCGGAGAUGAACAGUAACUCCUCCAACAGCGCCGGGGAGGAUGAAGACGAUGAUGAGUAUAGUAAUCACGGCGAUCGGAAGGGCGAACUGAGCGUGGACCUGGACAGCGACGUAGUCAGGGAGACGGUAGAUUCCCUGAAGCUCCUGGCGCAGGGACACGGCGCUAUGCUGCCCGAGGACGGCUACCCAGACGGCGCCAUGGCGGACGACAUUGGCCAUGCCAACGGGAGGCCCGGGGCGGGGGUUAGGGUUCAGGCGGAGGAGAGCGAGGAGGAGGUGUGUCUCAGCAGUCUGGAGUGUCUGAGGAACCAAUGCUUCGAUCUGGCUCGGAAACUGAGCGAGACGCAGUCGUGUGAUCGCCCCGCCCUCCACGCUCUCCACCACCAGCUCCAAAUCCCCACAGACCAUCAGGCGAUGCAUCACAUGAACAAGUACGACAGCUGCCAGCAGAGUGCACAGGAGGAGCACAGGUCCCUGGAACGCAGCUACUCGGACAUGGUGAACCUGAUGAAGCUGGAGGAGCAGCUGAGCCCGGGGUCCAGAGGUUAUCCAACCAGCUGCAGCCAGGAGGGAGACGAAGACACCACGUCGGUGGCCUCCGACCGUUCGGACGAGACCUUCGACAUGGCCAAGGGAAACCUGUCGCUGCUGGAGAAGGCCAUCGCCCUGGAAUCGGAGCGGGCGAAGGUCAUGAGGGACCGCAUGGCCUCGGAGCACUCGUUGCCCCGCCGGGAUCACCACCAUCAUCGAGGCCACGGUGAGCAUACCUCGAGGCUGAGCUGCGCUGGCGAGGAGCGCAAGUCCAGGAUGCACCAUGACGGGUUAAAGAGGGCGUACUACCCUAAAGACUCUUCCAGGGGGGAGAAGAAGGAGAGCAAGUGUCCGACGCCGGGCUGUGACGGUACCGGCCACGUUACGGGUCUGUACCCGCACCACCGCAGCCUGUCCGGGUGUCCUCACAAAGACAGAGUCCCGCCUGAGAUCCUUGCCAUGUAUGAGAAUGUUUUAAAGUGCCCCACUCCCGGCUGCUCUGGACGGGGUCAUGUCAAUAGCAACAGGAACUCGCACCGCAGUCUGUCUGGCUGUCCCAUCGCUGCCGCAGAGAAGAUGGCGAAGGUCCACGAGAAGAUCCUCCCGACUGACAGCGGCAGCAAGACCAAUCAGACGUCAGACCGUGUUCUCAGGCCAAUGUGUUUCGUCAAGCAGCUGGAGAUCCCUCAGUACGGCUACAAAAACAACGUUCCCACCAGCACGCCGCGCUCCAACCUGGCCAAAGAGCUGGAAAAAUACUCCAAGACGAGUUACGACUACGGCGGCUACGACAGCCAGCAUGGCGGCUACGGGAAGAGAGGCCCGACACCCAAGUCCCACCACGGGCGAGACACCUCCCCGAAGGGAUACGAUGCUAAGCGCUACUGUAAGACGUCGAGCCCGGCCAGCAGUACGACGAGCAGCUACGCUCCCAGCACCAGCAGCAGCCUGAGCUGUGGAGUCGGAGGCGGCGGAGGAGGCGGAGGAGGAGGAGGAGGAGGAGGAGGAAGCAGCGCCAGCAGCACCUGCAGUAAAAGUAGCUUUGACUACACCCACGACAUGGAGGCGGCCCACAUGGCGGCCACAGCCAUCCUGAACCUGUCGACCAGGUGCAGGGAGCUCCCGCACGCUCUGGGAGGGAAACCCCAGGACCUGCUGACACAGAUCUCAGCAGUCAACUUGAGUCCAGUUGGCGACCUGGAAGACAGCGGUGCGGUGGAAGUGGCCGGUCAGCCCAGCGGUCCAGAGGACAGCGGGACGGUGUUGACCCCCCUGGAGCCGAUGUCGCCCCAGCGGCAGGCUCUGCUCAGCAGCCGCUGCUACCAGCUGAGCGAAGCCGACUGCUGGGACCUGCCCGUCAACUACACCAAGAUCAAGCGGCUGGGGGACGAGCAGGACCACAAAGAGUCUUCUUAUUUCUCGUCCCUACACCAGAGCGACGAGAUGGAUCCCUUCCAGGAGCUGCUGGACGAGCAGCGCUACCCGGCCGAGGUCACCAUGCCCAGCCCCAAACACCACAAGUACCCGCCCUGCAAGGAGAGCAAGAAGGAGCUCAUCACGUUGUCGAGCUGCCAGCUGGCCGACAAGAACAUCCGCGGGGUGAUGACGCCCAACCCACAAGAACUCAGGUGUCCAACCCCCGGCUGCGAUGGAUCCGGACACAUCACUGGAAACUACGCCUCCCACAGGAGUCUGUCCGGUUGUCCACGAGCCAAGAAGAGCGGCAUCAAAAUCCUUCACAGCAAAGAGGACAAGGACGACCAGGAGCCAAUCAAGUGUCCUGUGCCGGGCUGUGACGGACAGGGACACGUGACGGGGAAGUACGCCUCCCACCGCAGCGCGUCAGGCUGCCCCUUGGCGGCGAAGCGGCAGAAGGACAGCUACGUCAACGGCUCGCAGUUUGUCUGGAAAUCCGGCAAGACAGACGGCAUGAGCUGCCCCACACCAGGUUGCGACGGCUCGGGACACGUCAGCGGGAGCUUCCUGACGCACCGGAGGUGGGCUCUCUCCGGUUGUCCCCGUGCCUCCUCGGCCAUGAAGAAAGCCAGGAUGAGCGGUGUGGAGAUGCUGACAAUCAAGCAAAGAGCAAGCAAAGGCAUCGAAAACGAUGAAGAAAUCAAACAGCUGGAUGAAGAAAUCAAAGAUCUGAACGAGUCCAACACUCAAGCGGAGUCCGACAUGAUAAAACUGAGGACACAAAUCACCACCAUGGAGACCAACCUGAAGUCCAUUGAAGAGGAAAACAAGGUGAUCGAGCAGCAGAACGACUCGCUGCUGCACGAGCUGGCCAACCUCAGCCAGUCGCUCAUCAACAGCUUAGCUAACAUCCAGCUUCCACACAUGAGACCGCUGCCACAGAAAGAGGCCCCAGUAAAGCAUAACUGCUGUUUACAGAUGCCUCCCAGAGAGCCAAUGAAUGAACAGAACUUUGACACUUAUGUGAGUACAUUGACAGACAUGUACACUCACCAGGACCAGUACCAGAGCCCGGAGAACAAGGCGCUGCUGGAGAACAUCAAACAGGCAGUUCAGGGUAUCCAGGUCUAGCCCUGAUUGAGGCCAAAAUAACAAAUGCAAAGCAAAAACAACAACAACAAAAAAGUCAAAAAGAGGGGAAUGGGUUGUUUUUUGCUGCUGUAAUCUACAAUUGUUCUUUUAAUUCUUCAGCUGUUAUGCUCUCAACUCCAUGGGUAUCUCUUUUUUUAUUGUUUAUUUGUCGUUGCCUUGCUUUGAAAAACAAUUACCAACGUUUAAAACGAACAUUCACGUUUUGUACAUUUUCAUAUGACCUAAUAUAAUGUGAUGUACUGUUUAUAGCUGCUAAUGUAUGCACAUUUUAGUGUAUAUGUAUGUAUUUAUUUAUUUAUUGUAAGCUUGAAUCAUUUCUUAUUUUAAUGUGAGACAUCAAAAAACUUGGCGUCACGGGUUUAACGGGGAGCAGAGCGGCGAGGGGGAAGCUGACGAGCAAUCAUUUUCGAAAGGCUUCUCUCCCAAGCUGUAAAGCUGGAGGAUGUUUAAUGGAUGUAAAUCAUUCAUUUUUGUGUUGUUGCAAAGUGGACACUUAUAUUACUGUAAAUCUUUAGCUAAAAUGACGAGAAGAACCAAUGCUAUAAGCAAGAAGAUUUCAAACAUCAUGACACGGAAACUUACUGGUGCAAAUCCCAUCAUCCCCUUCGGAGUUGUUUCAUUUCAAACUGUCCUGUUUCUGUCGCUUUUCUUUGUUUGUGCGGAGAAUGAAGCGGAAAGACCAAUGGCUACAGAAAACGUAGGAGACAAUCUGCCGUUCUGAAUUUCUUUUAUUCAUCAACCUUGAACUAGCAAAUAGGACAACGUGUCAGCAAUAUUGGUAUGAUAAUAUUAAAUUGUUUGUUUAGAUAUGGGAUGCAAUCUAUAUGAAAAAAAAUGUUUGGGUAUAUGCAAUUUCUUAUGAAUUAAACUAGCAAAGAGCUGAUAGAUCUUUUUACUAACUAUAAAUGUAUUGCGUUUUGUAUAAACCUUUUACUAUAAUCAUGUUUUAGGAAAUCUGACGCGGGUGAAAGGACUUUGGUUCUGUCAUGUUCGACUUUGCACAGGGACACCUUUGUUUCCAUGUUUUGAUGUUUUUAUUGUCGAUUAGGAGGCACUUGGCAGGCGAAAGGAUUUGUAGAUAUGAUUUUUCUUUCUAAAGGCUGACGGCUCCACUGGACUUACAGGGUCAAACGUCCCCAUCCAUCAUUGUAUAUUGCACUUGUUCUGUAGAAAACGUCUUUCCAAUCAUGCAUCUUAUUGUGUGAGCCACAAUGGGACAGUAUGCCGGACAACAUGAUGACCAAGCAGCACUUUUUUAUUAUCUUUGAUUGUUAUUGAAAAGAUGAAUAAAAAGUAGAGCCAGCAGUCGUAGCGCAGCGACUGAGUAUUUGAUCUGAAUCGGCCUUACGAUGACAUUUGGUGUGAAAUCACAGUACUGAUGGAAUACGUUUUCUGAAUACCGUCGAUCAUGCAUGCACUUUAUUGGAGUAUGUCAAAGUAUUAUCACGUGGUAAAUUAAGCAAAAACUGUACAGCAAGUUUGUGGAAACUGUGACUUUGACAAGAAUGUGCUGGUGAUUCCUGUUUGAAAGCAACCUGGAACAAAUUUCACUUGGUUGAUUUGGUUGAAGGAAAAAAGAUAACCCCCCCUUCGGUACCCUUACAUUGUUAACCUCCACUCCACUCCACACACUCCUACGGUUUUUUAACAUCAAAUUCAUUUUGAAAGAUUACCUAAAAACAGUGCUGAACAACAGUGAUGAGCUUCGGUCUUAAACAUUAACCUUAGUUUUUUUCUACAUCGUAAAUGCUCCAUAUUAAACCACCUAAAACACAAAGAUUAAAAACAAAACAAAACUUUAUGUAACCUGUCAAUUGAGUUCAGAGGAGUUAUUUCUGGCGUCCAGGGUUUGAUAAAAGUUCAAUUUAUUUUCUGGGUAGACAGUCAGUACGUUAACAUGCACACUAACAUUACACUAUUAUUCCAAAUAUGACAAUAUUCUAAAUUUGAUACAGGUCAGUUAAACAGCAUACUCCGGUUGGAUAUUCCUAAUAAGGCCUUAUUCAGAAUAAAGCAUUUUCUGAUUAAGACGUGGGAUCAUUUGGUAUUAUUCAAGUUUUAGAGGCAUUCUUUGGACAUGUAUACAACGCCUUGGAAUAUGCGUCUCAAUCUGGAUUUUUUUUACUGCAGUUUGCAACAGUGUACGGCCUGUUUACGGUUUACAAUCAGAUCUGUGUGUUGCUAUUGUUUUACACAUGUCGCUCCCCAAUGUAAGUCGAAUGCAGAUUUGAGUCGCGCAUGUGUCACUUUGCGACAAGUAGCAUACGAGAUGCUAACGAGCUAACGGUAGCAAUUAAUCAACCAUAGAUACCUAAAACUUUUUUAAAUGACUGUUAGCUUAGCUACAAGGUAUAUGUUUGAUUGUGAGCAAUGGAAAAAAAACUUUGGGAAAAAAACAUGUUUUCCACAGAAACAUGUAAACGAGAAUAUUAGUGGAAUAUUGACUUAAUUAGCCACGUAAACAGCUUAGUCUGAAUAUUGUCUUUUUACAAAUAAGGGUAAAAAUCGGAAUAUUAUGUGCAUGUUAACGUAGUGACUGCCUUCUUCCCCUUCAUACUGUUCAUAUUUUUAAGUUAAUGUCCCAUGGCGGUCCACCACUUCUCUAUCACAGAGCUUAAAAUUCAGCUUUAUCCAAUCGUCCUUAACGACGGGUGUAAAAUUAAGAUUCUUCUUUUUAACUACAGCUUAAGCUUUCGGAUUUUGGUUCCAUUAUUUUUUUUUGAAAAAAAAUCAAAAUGGGAUGUAAAUGGACUGUUCUUAUAAAACACUUUUUUUGUCUGAACGACUACUCAAAGCGCUUUCACAUAGUACAGGAAACAUUCACACACUUCCGUACACUAUGGCCGAGGCUGUCAUACAAGGUGCCACCUGCUCAUCAGAUACACUAACUCCGAACUCGGGGUUCGACAUGGAACUGCAGGGCCGGGGAUCGAACCACCAACCUUCUGAUUGGCAGGCGACCCUACCACUGAGCCACAGCCCUGAUGAAAAGCUAAAAGUCCUCAGUCUGGUUCAGUGUCGUACCUCAACCUGCCUCUUCUCAUUCUACUUCAGUUUGAGAUUUCCUACAUUUCCCAGAAUGCCUUUCAGUAGAGAAACGGAUCAAACGAUGUUGCUCUCAGUUAAAUAAAAACAUAUUUUUGCAACCCUAAACAGUAUGAAUAAUGUCCAGCAGAGUGGACGUUAACACUAUAUGAAAGACAUCAACUUUAUAAAGCUCCGAUGUGUGGGGAAUAUUUACUGGUGUAAAGAUAUUUAAUUUAACCAAGAGUUGACUAUAACUUCCACUAAAUCAUAAUCAUUUAAUUGGUGACUCUGAGGAACUGAUUCCUGGCUGAAUGGCAUGUUAACAGCUAAUUGAUUUUUUCUCCAGUUUGCCUUCAAUCUAUAGUUUCCCUCAGGUUGGAAAAAGAAAGUACUAACGGGGGGGGCGGUUUCCUUAAAGAUGCUUCUUCUUUGGACUUUUACUGCAAAGCCUCAUUCCCUGACUUCACAUCUCUGUCCAAAGCUUUGUGUCUGCAGCUUCCUGCCAGUGAACUACUGCAUUAGAUAGACUGACAGCUUAUAUUUUUUAUGUAGUCAGUUAUUCUUACUGAUAACAAAGGAAAUGGGAGUUAAAGCACAAUUCUGCCACUUAAAGACAGUCAAUAGACUAGAUAUUGUAAUAUCAGAUGUAAAAGCUAAACUGUAACUAUUUACAUAGAGAAUCUCAACACUAACAUGUUACAUGCUAGAAUGCAAAAGAAAUCCAUAUGAAUAUUUGUGAAAUCAUCAGUUUAUGAAAAUGUUACAGUUUCUUUUCAGCAGUGCAUUGAUAAGGGGAUUUUAUACAACGUUCAUUUUCUCUCCUUUUACCCCUUUUUCUGUGUUACUCGCAAACUUUCAACAACAGUUUUCUUACCACAUGGCAUGGGUUUUGUUGAUAUUUUUGCUGUACGUUUAAGGUCACGAGAUACACUACGUGAUAUUUUCAUUUGACUUGUGAAGUUUGUACAAUUUUUAUCAUGCUGGUGUUGGCAUCUCUUGCUCUGAAUAAAUCUUGUGUUGCAACACUGA
Messenger RNA from Etheostoma spectabile (orangethroat darter), 8435 nucleotides. It is a transcript of the gene myt1la, whose product is annotated as myelin transcription factor 1-like, a. NCBI's taxonomy places the organism in Eukaryota, Metazoa, Chordata, Actinopteri, Perciformes, Percidae. Gene Ontology annotation, cellular component: nucleus. Gene Ontology annotation, molecular function: DNA-binding transcription factor activity, RNA polymerase II-specific; zinc ion binding; RNA polymerase II cis-regulatory region sequence-specific DNA binding. The transcript is spliced from 25 exons. Gene Ontology annotation, biological process: regulation of transcription by RNA polymerase II. The record is from RefSeq and is a predicted model, not a curated record. Bases 429 to 4358 code for a protein of 1309 amino acids.